Molecule: messenger RNA, 2726 nt
Organism: Numida meleagris (helmeted guineafowl)
Lineage: Eukaryota; Metazoa; Chordata; Aves; Galliformes; Numididae
Gene: SLC6A19
Product: solute carrier family 6 member 19
Exons: 14
Coding region: 361-2271 (636 amino acids)
Biological process (GO): sodium ion transmembrane transport
Cellular component (GO): membrane
Source: RefSeq, a predicted model, not a curated record
CUCAUGUUUCCUACAGUGUGAAUGCUGGGAUUGUCUCCUUCUGAUUCGAGCAGAAUAAUAACCCAGAUGAGCCUGCAGCUCCUGGAGCAUUCCGUUUCUUGCUGUUUGUCCAAAAGCAUAUCACAGGGCCGUUGAAAAGGUGAAGGGAUCUUUGAUUCCUGUCCAUUUACAAGAUGUUCUAAACUUGUUCUGUAGUGAUUAGAGACAUCAGGGUCUGCAGUUUCAAGUUUAGUGCCAAAGGUUCACUACAUAUAGCUGAAGACAGCAAAUAGAUGGUCUCUUUUUGUGCAGAUUUCUAACUAGCUGCCUGUUUCACAAACUCCUUGCCGUGGGAGGUUUUUCAGGCAGGAAAUUUAAAACAUGGUGAAGUUACAGCUACCCAAUCCUGGCCUGGAGGACAGGAUACCUUCCCUCACAGAACUUGAGGUCCUUGAGAAAGAAGAGGCAGACUCCAGACCUAAAUGGGACAACAAGGCUCAAUACAUGCUGACAUGUGUAGGGUUUUGUGUUGGCUUAGGAAACGUGUGGCGGUUUCCGUAUCUCUGCCAGAGCCAUGGAGGAGGAGCCUUCAUGAUCCCUUUCCUGAUUUUGUUGAUUCUGGAGGGUAUCCCCCUGCUUCAUCUUGAGUUUGCCAUUGGUCAAAGGCUGAGGAAAGGCAGUGUGGGAGUCUGGAGUUCCAUUCAUCCUACCCUGAAAGGUGUUGGCAUAGCAGCAAUGUGCGUAUCUUUCCUGGUGGGUUUAUAUUACAAUACUAUCAUUGCCUGGGUAAUGUGGUAUUUCUUCAACUCCUUCCAAGAGCCCCUGCCUUGGAGUACCUGUCCUCUCACUGACAACAGAACAGAUUACAUAGAAGAGUGUGCCAAGAGCUCUCCUGUGGAUUAUUUCUGGUACAGAGAAACAUUAAACACCUCCACUUCUAUUGAAGACUCAGGCACUAUACAGUGGUGGCUUCUGUUAUGUUUAACAUGUGCAUGGGGCAUACUGUAUGUAUGCACAAUCAGAGGCAUUGAAACGACAGGAAAGGCCGUGUAUAUAACAUCAACUCUUCCAUACCUUGUGCUUACCAUUUUUCUAAUCCGUGGCUUGACACUGAAGGGAUCAGUCAAUGGAAUUGUGUUUCUCUUCACUCCAAACGUUACUGAACUGGCUAACCCAGUGACAUGGCUGGAUGCAGGUGCCCAGGUGUUUUACUCUUUCUCCCUGGCCUUUGGAGGCCUCAUUUCAUUCUCCAGUUACAACCCUGUUCACAAUCACUGCGAGAAAGAUGCUGUGAUUAUCUCUGUGAUCAAUGGUUUCACAUCCAUCUAUGCAGCAACUGUCAUAUACUCCAUCAUUGGAUUCAGAGCCACAGAAAGAUAUGAUGACUGUUUUGACAGAAAUAUUCUUACCUUGAUGAAUGCAUUUGAUUUGCCCGAGGGCAAUGUAACCCAAGAUAAUUUUGAGCAAAUGCAGCAGCUGUGCAACAUGACUGAUCCAGUCGCUUUCGCAAGCCUUAAUUUCGAAACCUGUGAUCUGAAAAGUUUCUUGAGUGAGGGAGUUGAAGGAACCGGCUUAGCCUUUAUUGUCUUCACUGAAGCUAUCACCAAGAUGCCUGUCUCACCUCUGUGGUCCAUCCUCUUCUUCAUCAUGCUCUUCUGCCUGGGUUUGUCAUCUAUGUUUGGAAAUAUAGAAGGUGUGCUUGUACCUUUACAAGAUCUCAAUGUCAUAUCCCCUAAGUGGCCUAAGGAACUUAUUACAGGUAUCGUCUGUGCAGGGUCUUACUUGAUAGCCUUCAUUUUCAUCCUGAGGUCUGGUAACUACUGGCUUGCUCUGUUCGACAGUUUUGCUGGCUCCAUUCCUUUGCUAAUAAUUGCCUUCUGUGAGAUGUUUUCAGUUGUCUACAUUUAUGGAAUAGACAGGUUUAACAAAGAUAUUGAGUUCAUGGUUGGACACAAGCCCAAUAUUUUCUGGCAGGUUACCUGGAGAGUUAUCAGUCCGCUCAUUAUGUUAGCUAUCUUCUUAUUUUAUUUUGUGGUGAAAGUCAACCAAGAACUGCUCUACAGUGUUUGGAACCCUAAAUAUGAAGAAUUCCCAAAACCACAGAAGAUUGGAUAUCCCAGCUGGGUGUAUGUUAUUAUUGUAAUCAUCGCUGGUGUGCCUAGUUUGGUCAUCCCUGCCUUUGCCAUCUACAAAGCCAUCAGAAAUUGCUGUCAGAAGAAAAGGGAUCGUACAGGCCUUAUAAGCUCAAUAUCUGAAACUUCUGUUAAUGGCAACUUAAGGAAUUCAGCAUAAAAACAUGUAAAAAUGUGGAAGAAUGCCUUGCUAAGAAAGCCAAAAGAUUUCCUUUAAAGAAUUCAGAAUUAAAUUUAUUGCCAUAAAAGGAUAACUAUGUGUUGUUUCCAACUAAGCAUUUGUUUACUUAGGAAUGCAAGGCACAGUGAAGUAGUAGUAGCUUGGAUCCUGGGAGCCGCAUUUGCAAGCGAUUGGGAAACCAGGCUAAAUAAUUUCUCCUGCUUCUGGUUUGGAAGCCAGUUUGAAACUGGCGUGGAGGACUCUGUCUGGGGAUGCACUGCGCUUGGCAAGCCAUAAGUGACUCUUCCCUGUCCAAACAUUCUGGUUGGGUGACCAAUCUGGAGGGUAAUUUAUACUGACUUCUCUUGCAUGUCAAAUUGUUUUUACUUUACAUGCCACUGUGUUGCACAAAGCCACCAAUAUUAUAUCUCAUUCAGAAUUUGAAAAUAUUUAAU